GUUUAGUCAGGGUUUACAGGAGCGUGAUAACAAGGCGAGCGCUGUUCAGCAGGAAGUCAAGCUUUAUCAGCGGAGUGCGCAUGCGCCGCAGCUCUGCUCAAUCUAGGGCUGCGUUUCUCUCCAUAAAACGAUGAACAAACUCCUGGAUAGCUGUUAUAUGAAAGCAGCCCCCUUCUGUAGUCUUCUCUGAGUGUGAUGGCGACCACCGACGAGGUCACGGUGUCCAUGGGGGAGGUGGUAAUGGUGAAAGCUGACGGUGAAGGAGACGCUGAUGACCCUAAUAAGACUCAGGUCAUCCUCCAGCUCCAGCCAAUAACCCCUGGAGAUGAAUCUGCUGAAACAGAUGCAGCUGUCAUGGCUGUUGAAGCACAUCCAGAACAAACAGAUGGAGAUGACGUUGAAAUUGGCUGUCCCAUAACUUGCGGCGACUGUAAAGCUGUGUUGCUAGUGAAGAAAUUCGUGUGCCCAGGAAUCAAUGUAAAAUGUGUGAAGUACGAAGACCAGCUGAUCAGCCCGAAGCAGUUUGUGCACAUUUCUGGAAAAGCCACUCUGAAAGACUGGAAGAGAGCCAUCAGGAUGGGUGGAGUCAUGCUAAGAAAAAUGAUGGAUUCAGGUCAGCUCGACUUCUACCAGCACAGCACACUGUGCACCAACACAUGUCGCAGCACCAAGUUUGACCUCUUAAUCAACAACACACGGUUCCCUCCAGAUGGUUCUGGGCUUACCACACCCACAUCCUCUCAAGCUCAGGUGGCUCUGGGUAAUGGCGGAACAGCAGGCGAGGACAGAGCCGAGGUUCUGAGCGGGAAGAUGGACUGGAUUUCGAGCUCACUGGAGGCUGUGGACAAGAAGGAAUCGAAUGAGAUCUCAGAGGACACACUGAACUUCUGGAAGGGCAUCGCUGAUGUAGGUUUGCUGGGUGAAGUGGUGACCAACAUCAGCACAGAGCUGCUGGAGCUGCUGAACGGCGUGCAGCAGCGCAGGGAGCCAGCAGCCUUACAGGACACAGAUUCCUGUCUGGUAGAGGUGGCGGUGCUCAGUAACCUCGCCCAAGUGUUCGGCCUGCUCGACUCGGUCAAGAAGACGGUGGAGAGGAGGAGGCAGCAGACAGAUCCCAGCCAGGAGCAAAUCCUCAGCGCACUCAACAACUUGGAGGUUCAGUUGGAAGAACACAGGAAGCAGCAGCAGGUUCGAGCUCUCUUUUCCUGCCCGCAGCCUGCCAAAAACAAAACUCCCACCAAGCGCCAAACCAAGCGGCCUCGUCUCCAGAGGCCCGCCUCCACCACCACCCUCCUGACCUCCCCCAUCAACCAGCAGGCCACCCUGCAGCCCCAACAGUUCACUGUUCUUUCCCCCAUCUCGUUGUCCUCUGUCGGUCAGCCAUUCACGGUGGCAGGCCUGCCCAUCGCCUCCCUGGCCCAAUCCUCCAACACAGUUACCCUGCUGCCCGCAGGCUCGCAGGUCUUCACCCGCUACAUGGUGACUGGAGACGGAAAGGCAGACACCAUCACCUUGCACCCGUCCUCUGGCCUCACGCUGGUGGGCACCACCACCAUGCAAGACUCCAGCCAGUUGGGCACGGUGGUGAGCCCCGUAGAGCUGCUGCACCUGAGCCAGCAGGCUGGCGGCACAGAGGUGGUGCCCAUAGAAGGCCAGGUGGUGGACGGCACCAUGGUGGUGCAGCAGGAGGUAAUGCAGGGCGAGGUGGAGGCCGGCCAGGAGCACACGGUCAUCGAGAUCAACCCAGCUCCAAUGGAGCAGGCGGUGGGAGUGAUGGAGCUGCAGCUGACCGGGGAGUCGGGCAGAGAUGGUGCUACCAUGAUGGUCCAGAGCGGGAUGGAGGUGACGAUGGCUGCAGCGGAGGAGGAGACGCAGUGCCAAAUGCAGGAGGCACAGACUGAAGGGGUUCAGGGGCUGCAGCUGGAUGCCAGCGGACAGUUGUCAGGUGUACAGAUAGUGGUUAUAGGAGAACAUACUCAGGAAGAAAACAAGGUCAAAUGAGACAAACCUCCUAUUUUAUCCAGCAGAGCAGGUAUGGACUCGUACGAUCACAGACUUCUGAAACUGUAAAUACACAGAAUUUCCAAAUCCACAAAUUGCCUUGGCCUAAGACCAAGCUCUAGGGAGUAGCCAUUUUUCCUUUUUUGGUGUGUGUACAUGCUUCUCUCAACUUGUUGAUUUUUUUAUUGAAACAAAGAGGCAUCACAACAAAGAAUAUACUGUGUGCUUCUGUUUGAUUUGUAUUUAAAGUGUGAUUCCAGUUCAUUACAAUUGUUGGGUCAGAUAUUUGUAGUUUUGGCCAUCAUUUCUGUUGGGAAUAAUAACGCUGUGCCCGCCGAGUUAAAUACUGAGAGGUGAGAAUGUGUCAGUAUCUGAGUCAGUCAGACAGACUUUUAACAAGUCUGCGGGUUAGCCAAACCUAAGGGAAGUGAAAACAUCUGUUGUGUGAUCACAGUCUUCCUGUGCAAAGCUGAAUUAUUACCACCAUUUUGGGUGCGCUCACUUUACAGCUGCACCUCCAAAUAAAAGGGGCAAAUCAGUUUCCCAAAACAUGGGCUUCCUAUCCAUACCCACACGUCUGAACCAGGAGGAAACAAUAUGAUUUGGCAAAAAGAGCUGAAUAAUAAAUAUUUAACUUUUCAAGCUUUUUUUGCAACGAUGACCUUGAAUCUCAAGGACACUGACUUUGAGCUUAAAAAUGUCAGUCAUCACCUAUUUAGCCCAGUCUGCUUUAAUCUGCAGAUGUUGUGCUCAUAUUGCCAACUAGCUGAAAACACAUUCAGAGUUUGAGAGUAUAAAAGACGUAAACAAACAUGAAGUCUGACCCUCUUUUUGCUCAAGAUAGUGGUUCAAUAGUUAGUUGUCAAUACAACAUUCAUCUGUAUUGCAGAAACAUUGAGAACGCCUGGUUAAAUCAGUCUGUCUGAACUGUUGUCAGUCUGACUCAUAGAAAUAGAGUGAAUAGAAAGGACUUUGAACUACCUGAACUUGAAAUUGAAACUGAACUGUAAUUGUUAGUUGUCAUGGUGACAACAUGCACACAUCAGCAGGGCCGUGAAGUGUCACACUUGCUAGUUGGACUGCAGUUUUGGCCGACUGCUGCCUUUUAAUUGAUCAAAGGAAUCAGGGCUGGGUAUUGUUUAAAAAUGAUAAUACCAGCACCAAUAAUGGUACCUUUAAUGUGAUACAGAUCCCAGUAGAGUACUUCAGUAGAUACAGUUUUUUUUUCUGCUAAAUCCAAUACCCAUCGUGAAUUGGAAGAACUCAUUUGCAUAAAGCCAUCCAGCCAUCUCUAUCAAAGACACUGCACUCAACUUCACCGCACCACAGACUGUAUGAACUGUAGCUGUUACGGUCAUGGGCCACUCACAUGUUGCAGUAAAUCAAAGAAUGCUCCCAGUGAUUGGCUGCCAACACAACCAUACAAAUAGUCAUUUUUUUCUGUAUCUAGGUACACAAACAACUGAAUGCAGGUACUGGUUUAUUUUAGUCGAUACUUUAAAGGUAUCAAGUAGCAAUACCCAGCCCUAAAAGGUAUUCAUUCAUUCAUUCAAACCUUUAUAUAAUCAAUUUAGGGAGACCCCUAAUUUUCAAUGAUGUCGAGCAUGAACUCAGACAUUAAAACAAUCAUAUCAGUUAAAACAGAAAUGAAAUCGUUUAAAGCAACAACAAUAACUACAAAUGAGCAGUAAAAGUAGAGUUACAGGGUGAUAACUAUGCUAAAUUGUAGAUGUAUAAUUAAAAGCAUGCGCACUCAAUUAAAACAAGAUCAGAAAUAAGGCACUUAAACAGCCGUAAGUGUAGCAGAGUGUCCAAGUUCUAAGUCUUUUGCAGAUUAUUCCACGUAUAAGGUGCACUGUAAGAGAAUGACCUAGUUCUGAUUAAGGGAAUGUGAAGCAACCUAUUCUGUGAACGAGGACCAACAGUAUGUGAGGAC
Messenger RNA from Epinephelus lanceolatus (giant grouper), 3937 nucleotides. It is a transcript of the gene gmeb1, whose product is annotated as glucocorticoid modulatory element binding protein 1. NCBI's taxonomy places the organism in Eukaryota, Metazoa, Chordata, Actinopteri, Perciformes, Serranidae. The record is from RefSeq and is a predicted model, not a curated record. Gene Ontology annotation, cellular component: nucleus. Gene Ontology annotation, biological process: regulation of transcription by RNA polymerase II. Gene Ontology annotation, molecular function: RNA polymerase II cis-regulatory region sequence-specific DNA binding.